GCGCUCACACGGACAAACUGUGGAAGCAAGGACGUUAGCGAAAGAAAGAUCAUCACCGGAUAGUCGGCGGCGGCGCCACAUGCGAGAGACGACCGCUCCACUCUUGACGAUUUUCAGACCCAUUUAACAAGCCCACGUACCUGCUCAUCAAAAAUGAAGGCAAUAAGCAUUGCAGUUGCAGUGACACUCGUGCUCGCCUUUAUUUGCAUCCUGGAGAGCUCUGCGCUCCCCUUCAACCAGGUGCAGCAGCAAAUGGAGGAGAUAGAAGGAGGCGAUGGUCCAGUUGCAGGACAACAGGACGUGGCCGACGGGGAGCCUUGGACGCCAUAUCACGCGCGACUCAAGCGGCAGAGUCACCUGUCGCUGUGCCGCUGGUGCUGCAAUUGCUGCCGGUCCUACAAGGGCUGCGGCUUCUGCUGCCAACACUGAAGAAGAGGGAAAAAAACAAGCGGAUGGAAGGAAAGGAAAAAAGAAAGAAGGCCCCUCGCAUCAUGAUAACAACCAAGACAACCUUAAUUUAUUACGCUUCCUCACUGAGCUGGUUUCUAAUUUCUAUUUGACUCGCACAUCAUUUAGAAGGUGUCGUCAAAAGUGGCACAGUAGUAUUUAUUUUCAUGUUUGUAAUAGUUACAUUUUUGUAAACUUUUUUUUAAAUUCCGAAUUAAGGCUGCCAUGUUGCCAUGUUCAUAUAUGGUGAUGAAUAAACACACAUUUAAAUUGA
This is a messenger RNA of Syngnathus typhle (broad-nosed pipefish), 721 nucleotides long. It is a transcript of the gene hamp, whose product is annotated as hepcidin antimicrobial peptide. The record is from RefSeq and is a predicted model, not a curated record. Bases 154 to 429 code for a protein of 91 amino acids. Gene Ontology annotation, biological process: defense response to bacterium; intracellular iron ion homeostasis. Gene Ontology annotation, cellular component: extracellular region. The transcript is spliced from 2 exons. NCBI's taxonomy places the organism in Eukaryota, Metazoa, Chordata, Actinopteri, Syngnathiformes, Syngnathidae.